Plectropomus leopardus (leopard coralgrouper) is the source of this 1074-nucleotide messenger RNA. RefSeq names its product retinol dehydrogenase 8. Lineage: Eukaryota; Metazoa; Chordata; Actinopteri; Perciformes; Serranidae. Gene Ontology annotation, cellular component: cytosol; cytoplasm. Gene Ontology annotation, molecular function: estradiol 17-beta-dehydrogenase [NAD(P)+] activity. Gene Ontology annotation, biological process: estrogen biosynthetic process. The record is from RefSeq and is a predicted model, not a curated record.
AUGACCCAGAAGGUGGUACUCAUCACGGGCUGCUCCUCUGGUAUCGGCCUCGCCUUGGCUGCCCGCAUCGCAAAAGAUGAGAAGAAAAGGUUCAUGGUCUACGCCACCAUGAGGAACCUCAGUAAGGGUGAGGCGCUGGUGGAGGCCGCAGGUCGGACUCUGGGCAGGACUCUGGAGAUCAAACGGCUGGACGUAUGUGAUGAGGACUCCAUCAAAGCCUGUGUGGACAGUCUGCCAGAGCGCAGGGUGGACAUUCUCAUCAGUAAUGCUGGGAUGGGUCUAAUUGGACCAAUCGAGUGUCAGUCUAUCGAUGAGAUGAAGACCGUCAUGGACACCAACUUCUUUGGGCUUGUGCGUUUGCUGAAGGAAAUCCUACCUGACAUGAAGAGGAGGAAAAAAGGCCAUAUCAUUGUCAUCAGCAGCGUUAUGGGCAUUCAGGGAAUUUUAUUCAACGAUGUCUAUGCAGCAUCUAAAUUUGCAGUGGAAGGCUUUUGUGAAAGCCUAGCAGUACAAGCCCUGAGGUUUAAUCUCAAUAUCAGCCUGAUAGAGCCCGGUCCAGUGAUCACAGAGUUUGAGCGUAAAGUCUUUGAGGAGGGCAUGAAGACGGAUCUCAGCAGAGCAGACAAAAUCACUGCUGACAUGUUUCAGAACAUCUACCUGAAGAACUACGGGCAGAUCUUUGAAACCCUCGGGCAGACUGCUGAGGACAUAGCAGAGCACACCUUCAAGAUCAUGACCAUGGAAAAUCCUCCUUUCCGUCAUCAGACCAACACGCUUUACACCCCGAUGACCACGCUUAAAUACGCUGACCCCAACGGUGACCUCCCUAUCGAUACAUUUUACAAAAUGGUGUUUGAGCACGACAAAGUCUUCAACGCCAGCCUGAACUUCAUCAAACUUCUGCGCUGGAGAAGUCGAAAGAGCUUCACCUUGGAUAAGGACAAGAGCAACUAACAGAGUCUCGCCCGUGGGAAGAUACGUUCAUCCAUCCUGUCAUUUUUAUUUUAUUUCAUUUGAAUUUUGAUUGAACUUUUAGCUGUAAGGUGUCUUUGUAACAAAAAGCUGAAACGAUGA